AUGGCGGAGGCGGCGGAGCUGAAGGAGUCAGAGUGUAACCACCUUUGCCCACCAGACUGUGGAAUAUGAAAUUGCCCCUGAAAGAGGAGCCAUCUGAAAGCGAAAUGAUUGCUCCCGAUGUCUGGAGAGGGCUUGGACACCUUCCGUUAUUUAAAUGACCAGCGAUGACUCCUCUGGAAAGAGAAAUGUUGUACAGUGUUCAACAAUUGUUCGUUCAGGCUGUUCAGCGUGGACUCAAGUGUGAUGUGGCUCAUUCACUCAGUAAGCCUUUGGGUGCCCUCUGGGAGCUCUUGAUUGUGAUCACUUGUGGCAAUGAGAGAGUCUUUCCGCUGCCGUGCUACGUUGUGUGAGCAGUAAUUGGAGACGCUUCAGGUGUCGAUCAGAGUCCACAGUAGUGGCGACACAGCUGUCUACGAGUACAGAUGUAUUUUAAAAAUAAAUGUGGUGCUGGUGAACCCAGCUCCACUAAUCUCCCAGGAAAUUCAUGGGCUCAGUUCUCAGGACUUGGAGGGGAGCCACUUCUAGGGGUGAUGGGUGCUGUUCGGUCUCCAUGAACUAAUCCACCUUUGCGGGUCUCUGAGAUUGUCACGAAGGAUGGCUGUCUUUGCAAGAUGGGUUUAUAACGCACCUAUAUCCAUAACACAAUCUUUUUUUGUGUUAAGAGGUAUUUAAAAGGGACACUGUCAAAGUUUACAGCCUUCAAAUUAAAAUCUUCCUGAUAAAUAUAUAUAGUCCAGUUUUCCUAUUUCUGAAAAGUGUUCUCAGUUCUCAAAAAAACCCAACCGUUACAGUAAUAUUAAAAAUUAUUCUUCUCUCGAAUAACCAGCCAAGAAAGGUGAUAGAUCAAUUCCAUGCAAUGUACUAUGUGUGUUUUUUUUUCACUUGAGACCCUAACUAGUGGUCCUGUCUGUUCUGCAUCAGAGAUCACAUGGCACUUUUCAUAGUGGUAGAGAGUUUGCCCUGUCUGUCUUAGCCAAAAUUUCUCCUCCCUCCUCCUGCCCUGGGAAGUGAAACAGCUGUCAUGCUGCUCUCUAGAGAUGGUUGCAUUUUUGGUGGUGGAUAGUGGUCCUCGUAUAUAUGGCGUGUAAACGGCUUCGGGAUCUUUUGGCAUGUAAGAUGCAAACUGAACUCUGUAUGCUUGCUCUUUCUUGUCAGUCUGUGAGAUAUUGAAAUAGACAAGAAGCCUGGUCCGUGAAUCCCCAGGAAAAAGAAAUACGGGAUGGGUCCAAUUUUUACCUCUUAAAAUAGGGGUAUGGAGAGCAGGAGAAAUGUUGCCACAUAAGAGAGCAUUUUAUUAUCUCUAAUUUUCUUGAUGCAUGAAGCAUCGGGAACAAGAAAAUUUAGAAAAUGUUGGCCCUUAGAAAAAAAGUGUUCUGGCUGCAGCAUUGGGUUUUUUCAAAUGAAUACAUUGGAUUGGGCUCCAUUUGGCUUGCAAGUCAACCCAAGUACACAAUAUUCUUGGUCAAAAGAGAGAGCGAGAGAUACCCGGGUACGCUUGUUUUUUAUUGGGAGGAAUGCGCGCUUUCUUGCUUUUGUAGAGUAACAGAAUCCUAACCUUUUCCUUCUGCCCCAUAGUGUCCCAUGGCAGUCAGAUGAUAAAGCGCAGAGGAAAAGGCGUGUCUGUGAAAUUGAAAGUCUAUGCAGCCAUAAACCCUUCAAUAAAAUCACAUGGUUAUGAGCUUUAGGGUAUCAGAACUGCAGGUUCUCUUGGGUUUUGCUGGCAGGAACAAGAGUGGAAGGAAACACGAGUUGCUCACAAAGGCAUUACAGCUGCUCAAAUCUGGCUGCAGCCCGGCUGUUCAGAUGAAAAUUAAGGAGCUGUACCGGCGAAGGUUCCCGAGGAAGAUCUUAACCCCUUCAGACUUAUCCAUGCUCCAUAUUCAGACAGGGCAACUGCCCUCCGCCACUGCACUGACGCAGGGCAGCACAGUGUGUCAUUUGCCCUAUGAUAACAGUUCGGCAGCUUCUACAGUGCCAACGGCUAUGUUGCCUCCGGUGCCUAUGCUGGGACCCAAACAUGAGACGGAUGUUCAGCACUUAUCCCCGCCCAUUCAUCCGGUCCAUCCAGAUGUCAAAAUGAAGAGGCUGCCCUUCUACGACGUUUAUGAUGAGCUGAUUAAACCCACCACAUUAGCAUCUACGAACAGCCAGCGGUUUGAAGAGGCGCACUUCACCUUUGCGCUAACACCUCAGCAAGUUCAACAGAUUCUCACCUCUAGAGAUAUCUUACCAGGUGCCAAAUGUGACUACACUGUACAGGUACAAUUAAGGUUUUGCUUGUGUGAAACCAGCUGUCCCCAAGAAGAUUAUUUCCCUCCUAAUUUAUUUGUCAAGGUCAAUGGAAAACUCUGCCCUCUGCCUGGCUAUCUGCCGCCCACUAAAAACGGUGUGGAGCCAAAACGACCGAGCCGUCCCAUCAAUAUCACUCCUUUGGUGCGGCUUUCGGCAACUGUUCCCAAUACGAUCGUCGUGAAUUGGUCCUCCGAGUUCGGCAGGAACUACUCUCUGUCAGUUUACCUGGUGAAACAGCUGACUUCAGUCACACUGCUACAGAAGCUAAGAGCCAAGGGCAUUCGGAACCCAGACCACUCCCGGGCCCUGAUCAAAGAAAAAUUAACAGCUGAUCCGGACAGCGAGAUAGCGACAACGAGCUUACGGGUUUCUCUCAUGUGUCCGCUGGGUAAGAUGAGGCUAAUAGUGCCCUGCCGAGCCAUUACCUGCACCCACCUCCAGUGCUUUGACGCGGCGCUCUACCUUCAGAUGAAUGAGAAGAAACCUACAUGGACCUGCCCUGUGUGUGAUAAGAAAGCCCCCUAUGACAGCCUGAUCAUUGAUGGGUUGUUCAUGGAAAUCCUCAACUCGUGCACGGACUGUGAUGAGAUCCAGUUCAUGGAAGAUGGCUCCUGGUGUCCCAUGAAGCCCAAGAAAGAAAACCAGGAGGUGUGCCCGACAUCUACGUACAAUGGGAUUGAGGCCAGCUCCCUUUACACCGUGGGCUCCGACGGAAAGCACUCCUUGGAGAGCAAAAAGCAAGUGGAGGUCAUCGACCUCACGCUGGACAGCUCAUCAGAUGAAGAGGAGCCUCCUAUCAAGAAACAGUGUCCUGUCUCCACUGUGGCCAUCCCGUCAGCAGUAGGGCCCAAGGGGGUGUUAAAUGUUGAUCACCAGCCAUCCUCGGUGCUUCGAAGUCCUCCCAUGGCAGCUAUCGGCAGCGACUAUCUCUCCAGCCUCCCGAUCCCUGAAUACCAUCCUUCCUACCAGGUGCCAUCAGAGAUUCAAGGUCUGGAUUUGUUUACCUUCCUUCAAAGUGAAAAUCAGCACUACAGCCCUUCCGUGAUCACCUCCCUGGAUGAACAGGACGCCCUGAGCCAUUUCUUCCAGUACCGAGGCACAUCUACCCAUUUCAUGAACCCCCUGGCUCCCGUCAUGGCAGGAUCCCACAACAGCAUCAGCCCCGCCAGCGGGCGCAUCAGCAGUAUUGUCUCCACCAACACGCUGCGGGAGAGCCAUGGGCACAGCGGGACAAUGAGUAACAGCACGGCUCACCCGGGCUGCAGGCCGGACAUCAUUUCCUUAGACUAGCCACAGACCCAGGCCACGCUGGCAUCUCGUUUCCCCCCAAGGAUGGGAGAGAGAAGCAGACUUUCAGCAGCUGCUGUUGAGUUGGGUUUUUGUCUGGGAUGGAAAGGACCCAGCCAAUAACAGGUCUCCUAAGUGUGUGUCUCGGUCAGGGCAACUCCCCCGUUACGUCCAGCCUUGGAGCCUCACAGACGGGGCUUUCAGUUCUGCACGCGCUCGCCUGAGCAUACUGGUCCCGCUUGCUGGGGGGUGCCGGUGGGCAGGGGGUAAAUGCUAACCUCUGUUUUUCAAGACCAUUUUAAAACAGUUUUUAACUUGAUUUUUUGGUAGGAUUCCGCACAAAGAUCCUACAGUGAUAAUCCCCACCUUGGUGCUGUCCUGUUAGAACAGCACCAUCUAGUGGCCAAAGCAGGACUUAGCAGCCAUUCCCCCUGGGAUGUCACCUUUUGCAUCCCUUUGCACCACACCACUGCUGACUCCUGGAGUGGGGUGAAGAGAGAAACUUGUCUGAGUCCAGCAACCCUCUAGGCGUGGAUGGGUGUCUUUCAGGGAGCUGCUUUUAUGCACCGACACAAGCACUUUGGCAGUAGGGAUUGAUCUGGGCUCCUCGGGCAUUCUUGACUCCUUGAUCCUCUUCUCUGCUCCCCUCCUUCCCUGGGGAGUCUGCCCUCCCAACCCUGGGUUAGAGCAAAGAGCUGGUGACUCAGAAAGAGGCUAGCAAACUUCUGCUUCCAGCUACCCGGCUGGGCCGAGACCCUCUGCUGUCCCAGGCUUUAAAUAACCAAAUGGGCAGGAAAACGGAUUCAUAGAUUCUAGGACUGGAAGGGACCUCGAGAGGUCAUCGAGUCCAGUCCCCUGCCCGCAUGGCUGGACCAAAUACUGUCUAGACCAUCCCUGAUAGACAUUUAUCUAACCUACUCUUAAAUAUCUCCAGAGAUGUUAUAACUGAGCCCUGAUUCCAAACCCCAUCCAGCAAAUAUGGACAUUCCCCAGCAGAGCCCUAGCCACGGAGCGGAGGGUGAAUCUGCAGCCUACGUGCACUUAAAUGUUCCCAUUAAGCAGGUGAGCAGUUGGGGCUCCCUCCCACCUUGCCCUUGAUUGUAUGCUCCAAAGCAACAUACAAACGGCUCUACUGAGCGAAUCCGUUCUCCAAACCCCGGUGCUAACCUCUCGUGUGUGUAACCGAAUGUGCUAGUGGGUGAGAACCAGAAAGAGAAACUGAUCGAUCUUUUCUCCUUGAAAACGGAUUUUUUUUUUAAAAUGUUUUUUUUUUUUUUAAAUUGAACAACCUGUGGCAUUACGAGUAGCGCAGGAAAGGAAACGUUAACUUCUUAAUUAUGAAUGUUCACCACCCACAGUCCCUUUAAAGUCAGCCAUUUCCUGGCUGCUGGUUUAGUUUUGUGUCCUCAUUACGACUUCCUUUUUUUUUUUUUUUUUUUUUUUUAGUAAGAAUCAAGGCAAAAAGUGGCCAUUUGAAUGGAUGUCCCAUCAGUGGCAUUUACACAUGGGUUGAUGCAGUUCUUUAUUGGGAUGCUAGAGGAGGCAAGGAGGGGGGAUUCUUGCUUGCGAACCCUCCUGCAGGUAGGACAGUAUCGAGCGGAGGCGUAGCAGGGGGACUGCCAGGGCAUUUGUCACCCAUCCAUCCCCUCGCGGAGGCACUGGGCAGCUCGGCCCAGUCUGUCUCGGUUGUAAUGACGAUGUAUUUUUUUUUAAAUGUAGAUUUGUUUUCCUCCUCCUAAGUAUUUCCAAUACAGAUCUGUACAGAGAACAAAACUAAAUCUAUAUUUUCAGUUGCCGCUUUUGUACAUCCAAAACUCCAAAGACCUCCCUGUGUCUAUCUCCUGAGGACUAAAUGAAGGUUGUGUUGUCCCCGCCGCAGCGCCUUGGCGGGGACAGCGCAUUGCCUGUUGCACAAUUUAUUUAUGUAUUUAAAUGUAUACCUUAGUUUGUAGCCUUUACAGCAUCACAGCUGCUGCUUCGAGUGUCCUGCGUAACCAAGGUCUCACUAAACUACCCCAAGUACCUACUGCCGAGUUCGUAUUUUUAUUACUGUAGCAAGAUUGGCACAUGAGUUCGAUGCAUCAAGACGGUCAAAACGGCAUUCAGAAUGGUAUAAUAUGUAGCAAUUUUUUGCACCUUUCUUUCCCCCCCAAGUGUUCCCAUCAAGAACUUUAAAACCAACCAAUUUCCCUGUGGUCUGGGAUAGCUGUGCCCAGAAUCCUGCUGUGACUUCAAUGGUUCUUGUAUCAUAGUUGUAGUGAAUUUCUGAAUGCAAUAAAAGUUGUAAAUCCUGAGGAAUAGUUAAGGUGCAGUUUUACCUUGCAUUCUUCGCCCAGGCUUAGUUGUGCUAAUCAUUUCCCCUCUGUUUUGGAGAGGGACAAGUCCACUGACGCUCUUCAUUUAAAGAGCGGUUGGCUGGAAAAUGAUGUACCAACUACUACAGUCUCCUUCAAAAUACCAGCCCUCAGAACUAGCUUGCUUGGUACUUUUCACCUGAAAAUCUCCCAAGUGACAGACGUAGCUCUCUGUAAAACAAGAAUUCUCCUUCCCCACUUGUGUGAACUGCUUUGAAAUCCUUGGUGGAGAAGUGCUAGGUAGAGGAUUCGCUUUUUGGAAAAAUGGUGCUUUGAGAGAUUACUGGACCCCCCUUUGCAAACCCCUUUCUCUCUGCUCAUCUUCCCAGCACCAAGCUGAAAAGGGACUUAGGACCAGAACAAAUGUACUGUGUACAUUUCAGUGGGAACAUAAUUGUUUGUGGGCUUUUAAAGUUCUGCUGUUGGGGGGAGGGGGGAAUGGACAGACCAGCUCCCAGUAAAGGCAGAUUUCUAUACACAUUUUUAACCUACCCAUCUGUCUUUUGUACUGUCUCCUCCAGGGCCAGUCACAGGCCGAUCAACUCACGUGACAAUACAGUGGCUCCACUGUACCCUUUGAGAGGCAGGUACUUUCAGUGUUACGUACAGGUGGUGGUUGAGGUAGCUAGACGCUGAGGAGACAGACAUUAAGGUAUUACGCCUUUACAGGAAGCGCUGGCUGUUUUCAAGUUUUGUACAUACAAGUUGUUUGUGUAGAGGGUGUGUGGGGGGGGUUGGGGGGUAAAGGAGCAUCUUGGGGUUUUGAUACUGUCUGAAAUCCCUUAGUGUUUUAUAAGCUCUCUCACACGGUAAACAUUAUCUAGACACCUUUAAAAAGCAGCUAGCCACUUUCUCUGGUUUAUUUAUUCUGUCCGUUUAAUAUCCAGCUGUUUAUUAUUUGCAACACUUUGUAUUAUAUGCAAACUACCUUUUAGAUAAUAAAGUUCAAAACAGCC
Molecule: messenger RNA, 6889 nt
Organism: Malaclemys terrapin pileata
Lineage: Eukaryota; Metazoa; Chordata; Testudines; Emydidae
Gene: PIAS3
Product: protein inhibitor of activated STAT 3
Exons: 16
Coding region: 1669-3582 (637 amino acids)
Biological process (GO): protein sumoylation; regulation of transcription by RNA polymerase II
Molecular function (GO): zinc ion binding; transcription coregulator activity; SUMO ligase activity
Source: RefSeq, a predicted model, not a curated record